Amoebophrya sp. A120 is the source of this 6103-nucleotide messenger RNA. Lineage: Eukaryota; Dinophyceae; Syndiniales; Amoebophryaceae. The record is from the annotation of a GenBank genome assembly.
CCGUGUUUAUUUUGAACGACCCGGGGGUAAGUGAGUGACUCUCAUGGGGUGGAGCUACGUGUGUUUGACUAUUGAGUUGCAUCUCUUGAUUUUUAUUCGAGUCUCAUCUACUAGUAAUCACAGACCCAAUAGAGUACAACCUGUGCAGCUGGAAAGGCAUAAUCUUACUAAUUUCGUUUCCUCAACAUCGCGAUUGCGUUUAUUAGCACUUCCCCGGCGCAAGAACCAUUUCAAGCACUUCAAAUGGAGGCCGAAAGUUUCUAGCAGGAGAAGUGUACAAGCUUUUUUGUGGCGGACCGCAUUUCGAAGCGACGCCAUUUUCGAGCACACACAUUUUGCUGGGCCGCAAAUCACUUCCAUUGGCCUGGCUCUGUUGCACCAAAUUCGAGGCGCUCCCUAGAUGUAGCAGCAAUCUUCAAAUCAAAGCUCUCCCCCUCAUAUUGCGAACUGCAUUAGUAGAGGCGGUGCACCAUAAUUAGCACGUUACUCAUCUAUUUGAUUUUGGAGAUUUGCCGAAAGAGUCUCCCUGUGUGGCUUCCGUGCGACCAAGAUGAGUCAUCAACGCUUUUUACGUUUGCGAGAAAACGAAAAUGUUGCCCUUGCAAGGUGAUUGACUUCGUUUCCUGAUCUACUUUCUUGUUUCAAAAAACCGUCCAUAGGGAAGUGGUGAGAAGAGUAGAGACAGAGAAGAAUCAUCACAUAGGAAGGACAAGGACACCAGAAAAGAUGCAGUUCAACCCCACCAGCUUGAGUGGGUCCAUUUUGGACCGCUCAGCGGGGGCCCAGUCGCUGAUGAACACGAGCGGGACGGGCGCCGCGAACUUCCGCAUUCUCUCCAUCGGGGAGCCGAAGCCGGUGUUUAAAAAAGAGGAAGAGGAUGUCGUGCACACGGAUCACGAAACCAGGGAGGUACAACUAUGUGAUACAGGGUGGAGGUGCAGCUGUAAUCGUCUCAAAACAGAACCACAAUGACUUCUGUCGGAUGACAGAUCGAGUAGAGUUUGCAUUUUCUGCAUGGGACUUUUGAUGUAAAAAAAUGCGCAAUUUUAUAUGUAGUGAGGUCACCGAACGGUUCUAACCGGGGAGUUUUUUUGCCACCUACCGUGAAAAACGACCGGCAGUUUUCAAGCGGCCGGAAGCGUUUUUUGACAUAAAAGAUUUUCAAUUAUCAAGCCUCCGGGGCUUUGAAGUCAAACAAGCCCGGUCGAAAACUAUCGACUCGCACUGGAUAAAACGACGCAGGGAAGCCGGCAAAAGGGGCGCCGUUCCGAGGCGCCCGCCGCCUUGGUUUCUGGCGAUUUGGGGCGCCCAAAAAGGGGCGCGCAAAAAACGCGCGCAAAAUCAGAACAGCGAAACAGCAUGGCACGGCCGCGAUUUCGGAGCAUCUUGGGCGGCCGCGAAAGCGGCCGCCUUUUCGCCGGUUUUAGAGCCUGGGAAGCUUUGCAAAAAGCGCCGGCGUGAAAAAUAAAAACGCGAAAAAUAAAAAACGCCCCAGACGCGCAAAGCCAAUCCGCAUGCUAUGGGCCCGGUUUUUCUUCGCUUUUUGGGCGCCCCCCGUGGCACCCGGAUCGGCCCAAUAGCAUCGGGGCUGGCUUUCGGAAAGGAAUUUGGGAAAUGUGCCAAAAUUUGUGAUGUUUCCCAAGUGGCCGCCAUACCGUGCGGCAUAACGUUACUCACGGCGGUAUGGCGAGCCCAGAAAAAACAAAGGCGCGGCCAAGGCGGCGGUCGGCAAAAAAACGCCCACGACCUCACUACCCCCGCCCCGGCGGCUAUAUUUGGUAUACCUUCGCAGGUACAAGUCCUUGCCGACAACGUGGUGGAAGUCCCGAAGGAAACAAUCGUGGAGAAAAUCGUGGAAGUGCCGGUGAUUGAAACAGUGGAAAAAAUCGUGGAAGAGAUCAUCGAGGUAAGAAGCAUCAAGGAUCUUCGCUUGUUCCUUGCAAUAUAAACUCAUUUUGGUCAUGUAUCAUUUUUGCAGUUUGUUGUUCGACUCCUGCUAGACAAAUAUUAAUUCUCAUGCCUCUUGUGCAUAACAAGUUUUCGCUCAUGUAGCUGUGAUGCUGAUAGAUGUGCUGCAAUACAAAUUCUCCUCGCAGGUUCCGGUGAUCAAGUACGAAGAGGAAAUCAUCGAAAAACCGGUGGAACGCAUCGUCGAAGUCGAGCGCAUAUGCAUUGCAAAUAUCGAUCUGGAUUUGUCAUGCGAAUUUCGAAUGAAAGUAAUAGACCUGUGUUGCACGAAGCGGAAGAUUGGCGAAGUUCUUUUUUGUCGUGCCGGAAGGAGGUUUGCCAUGCGAUUGACGAAUCAAUCUUGCAAAAGCUGCCAUGUCAUGAUACAGUCUUACAGAAGACUGCUCUGUCGUGAUGCAAGACUCAGCCACACACAUGAAAUUCGCUCCGCGGGCUUUGCAGACCCAGACGUGUUUGGAUUUGAUAGCGCAUCGUCGAAGUCCCGCAGGUUAUGAAAGCAGAGAAAAGGUUUUCGGUCAUGAUUACCCUUGCAGUUGUUCUUGCACGACAACUUGUCGUGCAGCGAGCCGCAAAGUACAUAGAAUGAAACUGAAAACCUUUUCCACCUCAUACACCUCCACAGGCGCAUUGUUUCCCGUCCGGUCGAGAAGAUCGAGGAAGAGGUGAUUGAGGUUCCGAAGGUCGUUUUCGAGGAAGAAUUGAUCGAAGUGCCGCAGUAUGCGCUGCAAAAAUGUCUGGGUCGGGACGAAUGCAAGUUUGUCUUGCUGCUCUGCUGGUAUGACUCUUAAGUCAAAGUCUGUCAUGCACUUUACCCAAAGGCCGCAACUUUCUCUCAUGCAAAAACGCAGCUUGUCAUGCUGAAUAGACAACACCUAGCAACUCAGAAACUUGUCAUGCUGAGCCGGCACUUGUGGCAUCCUCACGAUUCGCCACUCAGCAUGACAUGUUUCCAGACCCAGGCAGAUUUGCAGUUGAUACGCAGACCAAGACAAUCGUGGUGCCGAAAUACGUGGAGGUGCCAAACAUCGUGAUAUGAAAUUGCACAACUCCCCCUCGUCCCGCUUGUUUGUAAAAAUAUGGGUAUGGGACGAACUACAGCAAUACAAACACCCGGAAAUAAUAACGUAGCGCCUGUGCAUGACAAGUUCAUGCGCCCAAUGCAGUGGUACUCCUGUUGGGGCCGCUUCCGGAGAAAUUUGUCAUGCAAACAAUACUGCAAGGCAGCGCUUGGAUCUCGAUUUGGGAGAUUGCGUGACCAAUGAAGGCGAUGAGGGGGAGUUUGUGCACUCUCAUACUGGAAGAAGAUCGUCGAAAAGAUCGUCGACGUGGAAGAGGAAGAGAUCAUCGAGGUCCCGUAUCAAAAGGAAAAAUCCCCCCUCCCCAUAUCGAAAAGGAAACUUGCGAUGCUGGACUUGCGUACACAAAUCAGAUUUAUGCUGCAGUAGAGGACUGCAGGCAUAUGCCAACCCGGGGCAGCGAGGUUUUGACAUAGGCGCCUAGCACUACAAAUGUCCACACUAGAGGCCCAACAGCAUCACAAACCGCCGGCACAAUGCGGCGCGGGAGGUUUUUCCUUGCGAUAUACCGAAAUACAUCUACGAAGAGGAAAUCGUCGAGCGGUCGGUCGCGGGGAAGAUUUAUCAAAUGCAAAUAUGUCUGGGUCUGGAAGAAUGCAAGACUUGUCAUGCACAUUUUGAAUGGCCAAUGAGGUUUGGAAUGCAGAACCUACCAUGACAGAUUCUGUGAGGUCUCCAUCAUGCCUAUCCAGCAUCAGAAACUGCGCCUCCACUGGCCGUAUACACGCGUAAGAAAUCGGAAACGGUUCAGCGGAUGCGGUCGGGUGGUACCUGUAGGACGUGGAACGGGUGUCCACCUAGGGGUAUUGGCAGAGGCUAAAUCUGUUCUAACGCCACGGUAUUGGCAGAGGCUAAAUCUGUUCUAACGCCACCCUGACAGGAGUCAAAGGUCAAAGCGAUACGAUAACUUGGUCGAAAGUGGGCAGCUUUUGGUCAUCAUGCAACACAGAUUUUUGCAUGAUUCUGAUUUACCAUGACAAGUUCCACUUUUCCAGACCCAGACAUUUUUGCAGUUGAUAAGAUUCAAUUCGAGACAAAAUACGUGGAAAAACCGAUCAUCCAGAAGCGCACAAAGCGCGUCCCGGUCGAGAAAAUCGUGGAGAAAGUGGUAUAGUAAGAUGUUCUCGUGGUCUAUCUUGUGAUGAAAAACGCUGUUUGCCCCUCGCUCCUGCAUGAUUAGAACACGAGAUAAUGACGUUUCUGUGCAAUGCUGUAAGCUACCCAAAUGUGAAUUUCAGGUUCAAAAAAUUCCAAUUUCAGAUCGAGAAGCCGGUGAUUACCAUCCAUGAGGAGAUCGUGCAGCGGGAGGUCGAAACCACGGAAAUCGUCCCGAAAUACGUGGAGAAAAUCCAGGAGCGCAUCCAGCAGCAGCCCAAGAUCGAGUACGUGGAGGAGAUUAUUGAGGUGCCGAAAAUCAAGUACGAGGAAGAAAUCAUCGAGCGGGAGGUACCGCAGGUGAACACUGUCCAGAAGUACGUCGAGGUGCCGCAGAUCCACGAGCGCAUCCAGCACGUGUACAAGGACGUGGUCGAGGAGGAGAUCGUGGAGAUCCCGAAAAUCCAGACCGUCGAGCGCUUGCUGCAGCGCGAGGUGGAGCAGGAAAUCGAAAUUCCAAAGUACGUCGAAGUGGAGAAGAAGCACGUGCACCACCACCGCCACGUGGGUAUCCUGUGCAAGAGAAAUGUAUCCUGAUGGUAGUCAUUGCAGUGAUGCAUAACUGAUGCGCUUUUCUGCAGCAGAUAUGCAUGACAAGUUCGGCGAAAUAAAAUUUGUGAUGCAAAAGCUCUUACUAUUGCGACUUACAACUUUUGCAAUGCAUAAUGGUGGAACAGAGACAAAAGACCGUGGAAGUGGUCAAGGAGAAGAUUAUCGAGAAGAUCAUUGAGAAAAAGAAACCGCUCAUCCAGGAGAAGAUUAUCCACGUGCCCAAAUACGUCGAGGUCGAGAAGACCGUGAAGGUAUAUGCGGGAGAGAUGGACGACCGAUAGGACAGUGUAAUGUUAAUGUACAAAAAUCAGUAACACACCUAGUACAUUGAUUAUCACCCACUCUCUCUGCUGUAUGUGUUUCUUACUCAAAAUAAUUUCUACUUAUUUCGCUUCUUAUCAUGCAUGACAAAAAUCCACCUCACAACCUUCCUCAGGUGGAGAAAUUAGUCGAGGUUCCGGUGGUGAAAGAGGUGGAGAAGAUCGUGGAGGUGCCCAAGGUGACGGUGGAGGAAGAAAUCGAGGAGUAUGAAGUGGUCCGCAAGGUGCAGAAAUUUGUCGAGGUCGAGAGGAUCGAAAAAGUGCAGAAAUACGUGCACGUAGAGGAGCAAAACACGGUGGAGCAGGUCAUCGAGGUGCCCGGGCCCAUCCAAAUCGUGGAAGAGGUGGUCGAGCGCAACGUUGCCAAGAAGGUCAAGAAGUACGUCGAGGUGCCCACCGUGCAAAAGAUUCUCAAGUACGUCGACGUGCCACGGGAUCGCGUCAUCGAGAACGUCAUCGAGGUAGUACUUUUGUCAAAAGGGGUUGUCAUGCAUAGCGUGCACCUGAAACUGAAUCUGAUGAGAUACAGUGAGCACUGAUUCUUCAUCAGGUCAGAAUGCAGUCUGUCAGCCCCAACGUCUAUCCGAAUGAAAGAUGAGAACACUUUUCAUGCAAAACAAAAACGUCACCACAGAUCCCCAAGAUCCAGUACGAGGACGAAAUUGUGGAGGUUCCGGUCGAGAAGGUGAUUGAAAUCAUCAAGGAAGUGCCACAGAAUAUCCACUGCAAAUAUGAUGUCUUGGUCUGCAGAGAUGCGCAGCGAAUUUGUGUUGCUGAGUCUUGUAAUAUGUCGAAACUCUUUGGUGUGGCAGUAUGGCAUGACAAGUUUUGCGGGGCUUUAGGAUUGCGGAUUCAGUCGUAAUGCGCAUGACACGCUGCCUUGUCCUAGCACGGACGACAAAAAAACUAAGCGGUCGUGGUCAUGCAAUACUUACAAGUCUCGCUGUGGUCGAAAUUUUGCAUCAGACUGAUAUUUGCGAUGCAUACAGAUCGAGAAGAGACAAAAGUUUGUUGACGUCCCCACGGAGCGGA